Molecule: messenger RNA, 969 nt
Organism: Oncorhynchus nerka (sockeye salmon)
Lineage: Eukaryota; Metazoa; Chordata; Actinopteri; Salmoniformes; Salmonidae
Product: cell adhesion molecule DSCAML1-like
Exons: 4
Coding region: 1-969 (322 amino acids)
Biological process (GO): axon guidance; homophilic cell-cell adhesion; dendrite self-avoidance
Cellular component (GO): axon; plasma membrane
Molecular function (GO): cell-cell adhesion mediator activity; 2-oxoglutarate-dependent dioxygenase activity; methyltransferase activity
Source: RefSeq, a predicted model, not a curated record
AUGACAGUCCCGGCUAGGGGAGGGUGCGGGAGGCGGGACCAGAUCAGUGGCCGUUCCACGGCGCUGGCGAGUCUGGGACUAGGGCUGGAGAGAUCGCCGGUGAGCAUCGUCACCACUCCAGCACCGAGCCUCGUCUGGCCGAACACUGCGCCGUGCACUCGUCGGGAUUGCACAACAUUCCUGAGAAAUAUACCUGCUAUUUAUGGCAUGUGGCUGGUAACUUUAUUCCUGCUGUACUCUUUCCAAGAAGUGAACAGUGAGGAUGUGGUCUCGACGCGGCUGUACUUUGUAAACGCCUCCCUGCAGCGGGUGACCUUCUCCAGCUCGGUCGGGGUGUCCCUGCCCUGCCCUGCGGGCGGCGCACCCCAUGCCGUCCUGCGCUGGUACCUGGCCACCGGCGACGACAUCUACGAUGUGCCCCACAUCCGCCACGUGCACGCCAACGGCACCCUCCAGCUCUACCCUUUCUCGCCCUCCGCCUUCAACAGCUACAUCCAUGACAACGACUACUUCUGCACCGCAGAGAACCAGGCCGGCAAGAUCCGCAGCCCCAGCAUCCGCAUCAAAGCAGUGUUCAGGGAGCCCUAUACGGUUCGGGUGGCAGACCAGCGGUCCAUGCGGGGCAACGUGGCCGUGUUCAAGUGCCUCAUCCCCUCGGCCGUGCAGGAGUACGUCAGUGUGGUGUCCUGGGAGAAAGACACCGUCUCCAUGGUGCCAGACAGCGUGGUGAAGAAGGUGCAACAGUGCCUCUUCAACCUCAGGAGGCUGAAGAAAUUUGGCUUGUCAACUAAAACCCUAACAAACUUCUACAGAUGCACAAUCAAGAGCAUACUGUCAGGCUGUGUCACCACCUGGUACGGCAACUGCACCGCCCUCAACCGCAAGGCUCUCCAUAGGGUAGUGUGGUCUGCACAACGCAUCACCAGGGGCAAACUACCUGCCCUCCAGGACACCGACAGCACCCGAUGA